GGCGUUAUCAGUGUUGAUCAGUGUUGAUCAUGACCAGUGUGCAUUUCAGUUGAUUUCAGUGUAUUUGUAUCAAAGUUUAUUGUACACCUUUGUGUCUGUGUAUUAAAAAAACAUUUCAAAACAUUAAAGAUUAAUUACAAUGAGAUAAUAAUAAAGCAAAGUUGAUUGUACAGAUUUUGUAUGAAAAUGGGCGGUGGAGAUUUGAAUUUGAAAAAAUCAUGGCAUCCAUCUACCAUGAAGAACAUGGAGAAAGUUUGGAAGGCAGAGCAACAGCAAAGCCAAGAGAAGAAAAGAAUAGCCGAAUUGAAAAGGGAAAUCGAAAUGGAAAAGGACAGAGAGGAUAUCAAAAAGUAUGCAAUGGAACAAGGUGUAAUAGAGGGAAAGGAUGACAAAAAAUUAGAUUGGAUGUAUAAAGGACCAAAUCAAUUGAUCAAUAGAGAAGAUUAUUUACUUGGAAAGCCAAUUGACAAAUCUUUUGAGCAAAUUGCUCAAACAGAAAAAGAUAAUGUAAUAAAUCAAGCACCCAGAAAUCACGUUGAACAUGAAUGCAUUCCACCUUCAUUGCGCUUUUUCUCUGGUAAUGAACAAGUAGACCUAGCAAGAAAAAUGCAAGAAGAUCCUCUAUAUGCUAUAAAGAAAAAAGAAAUGGAAACAAGAAAUCAGUUGUUGAAAAAUCCUGUUAAACUAAAGCAAUUAAGGCAAUUGCUGGAACAACAAUCAAAAAAAAGUAAAAUUGAAAAGAAACAGAAAAAACGAAAGAAACAUAAAGAAGAUAUAGACAGUGAUGAUGAAAUACAAUUAGAUAUGUUGUUAGCUGCUAAAUAUAAACAGUUAAAGAACAAAAUUACUGAUAAAGACUUAAAGAAGUCAAUGGAAAAGAUUAAACAUAAACGGAGAAAAAAGUUAAGAAAAGAGAGUGAAAGUAGUUCAAGUAGUGAAUCUGAAAGCAGUAUUGAAAGUAGCACAAGCGACGAAAGUACACAAAAAUGUAAAAGGAAAAAGAGAAGUAAGAGUAAAGAAAACAACACGCAAUCUAAGAAACAUAAUAAAGAAAAAUAUACAGAAAAAUCUGAUAAGAAAGGACAUAAAAAGCAAAGGAUAUCUGAAACACAAUUUAGGAUGAGUCAUAGUUCGAACAGAGAAAGAAGUGACAGUUCAAGUAGAAGAAAAAAAUGUAUAGAAUAUAAAAGAGACAUACAUAAAAAUAAAGACAGAGAAUUUCAUUCAGGAACUCCUCAAGAUAAAGAAUAUAGUUCUCGUAGCAGUAAAUACAAUAGCAGAAAUAAUGAUGAUAAACAUAACCCGAAUAAAUUAAGUGAUAAAAAAAUUAGUUAUUCUAAAUCAUUUUCUGAUAUGGUCCAAGAGAAAUAUAAAGAUGUUAAUAGAAAUAAAGAUCAAUGGAGUCCAAAGAAGAAACACCAUCUUACGGAUGAAGAAAAAGAAAGACGUAGACAGGAAAUGAUAGCUAAUGCGACAUGGAGAAAUAAGGAAAGACAAAAAAAUGUUAAAAAAUAUACUGAAGAAGAAAGGAAAGAAAUAAAUAGUAGAAAUGACUAUAAUCAAGAUUUUGUCAGAAAGCAUUUGGCAGCUGCUGCGGAAGUAGGAACUGUCGCGUCUAGGAUUAAAGCAAAUAUUAAUAACAUACAGCGAUCUGGACGAGCGAUGGAUACGAAUUUUGCUAAAAGGUAAUUUGCAAUACUGUGAUUAGAUUUGUAUAGUUAUGUAAAGUUUCCUUUAAAUUUUUGUAAAAU
Molecule: messenger RNA, 1751 nt
Organism: Dufourea novaeangliae
Lineage: Eukaryota; Metazoa; Arthropoda; Insecta; Hymenoptera; Halictidae
Product: pre-mRNA-splicing factor CWC25 homolog
Exons: 4
Coding region: 181-1689 (502 amino acids)
Biological process (GO): mRNA splicing, via spliceosome
Cellular component (GO): U2-type spliceosomal complex
Source: RefSeq, a predicted model, not a curated record